AUGUUCAAAAUUUUUCUUAAACACUUUAGGAACUUAAGAAUGGAAUUUUAAGUGCUGAUCAUAAAUUUACCAAUACUCAUUUUAAUAAUGUUAGUGGUUGGAUUAUCUCACUAUUUGUAAUAUACAGUUAUAUUUAAUAUGCUUAAAAACUAAUCAAAUGAAUUGUUAACAAAUUAGGAAUACAUGGCAUUGUCAUUAGUUUCAGCUGAAUUGCAAAAAUAUAUAAAAUAUAAACACAAUUUUUGUAUAUGCUAUUUAUAUGAUAUUAGAUAUUUAAAGAUUAGAACACCUAAAUAAAAUAUUUAGUUUUGUUUAGACUGAAUAAGAGAAUUAUAAGAAUAUGAAUAAUUUAAAAAAUUGUCUGAAAUUAGAAGAAAUUCGAGAUAACCUUAUAGAGUUCGAUGCACCUUAAUUUUGUUAUAUCGCAUGUGGAUCAAAUGAUAGAAUAACAUUGCCUAUUUAAGAUAAAAUUAUAAAUAUCUUUAACUAAACAACCUAAUUGAUAAAUCAGUUUACUAUAGCUUUGGAUGCAACUGAAAAUUCAAUAAUUUCAAUGGUUGAUUUUACUGACUCAGUUUAUUUUGCUGCAUAUCCUCGUUUGUUAUUAUUAAUGAAAUAUAAUCCUCGUACAAGGCCUUGGUAUUUAAAAAAUAAUUAUAAAGGUAUAAAAAUCAUUUGGAAGGAAUGAAGACUUAACCUGAAAGAAAUUAUCAUUUCUCUCCAAUUUAUAAGAAUUAUGCAAAAAACAUUUAUUAGAUGUCAAUAACAUAUUCUAUAUCAGGAAAAGCUUUAUCAAAUAUAGGAAUACUAACUUAAAAUGUUGAAUUAAAUGAUACAAAUAUUGUAGAAACUCCUUAUAAUGUUAUAGUAACUAGUGAAAAUGGUGAAGUUGUUCUUUAAGGAAUAGAAUCAAUCUAAAAUUUGGUAUAUUAUCUUAUUUUAAAAAUAAUAGAUCUAUAUAAAAGAUUACAUUUUAUUCAUUAAUGAUACUAAUCAAACAGGCUUUAAUGAUAGUGAUUGGCAAUAAAUGAAAAGAGUUGCAUAAGGCAAAGAAAUUCAAAACAGAUGCAACGAAUUCAACACUUAUGCAUUUUGCUUAUACAACAAAUACUUUAAAAAAUAUGUUAUUUUUAAUGCCACUUUAAUUAAAGAGGGAAGCUUUUACAUGAUUAUGUAAAUAUUCUAAAUUUUAUUGAUUAGCUAUUCCAAUAUCACUUCUUAAAUUAUUCUUAAUAAAUAAUUAGAUAUUAUCAAUGAUGAUAUAUAAUCAUAGCUUUCCUAAAGUCAAUAUACUCUUCUUAUUUCAGGAUUAACUUUAUUAUUAUUGGCGGUUUUCAUAAUUCAUUAUAUAUUCCUUCCAUUAAAAGAUCUUAUGAAAACACUUUAUUUCUACAUUAAAUAAAGAGGAAAUAAUAUCAACAAAGAAAUUUUUAAAUUGUUCAAUACUAAAAUGAAAGUAAAAAGUAACAAUACUUUUUCGGAUUUAAUGCAAGUAUUUUUAAAGUUUGAAGCAAAAAUGAAUCUCAGCUAAUAAAUUAAAAAUAAAGAUUGUAUCUUCUUUGAAUAAAUACAGUAUUAAAAAUAAGCAAAAAAUGAACUUAUAAAUCCACUAGAAGUUAAUUUAAAUAGUAUCACAAAUAAUCCUUUGACUUUUAGCUCGAUUAAAAAUAUAUUUGAUUUAUUAAAACUUAAAUUAUUUAAUUUGUGA
Messenger RNA from Paramecium sonneborni, 1708 nucleotides. The record is from the annotation of a GenBank genome assembly. Lineage: Eukaryota; Ciliophora; Oligohymenophorea; Peniculida; Parameciidae.